GCUUCCAUGCGUGAUUCAUUUCCUAAGGGUGGCAUGCGUCUCUACAUCUGGCCGCCGCCUCCUCUGGCACCUCUCUCUCUCCCUCCGUCUCCCUUUGCAGAUCCCGACGCGAUUCGCCUCCGCUUCACUACGAUCGGGUAGUUCCCGACGAUCUCGAGAUCGCGGCGAGAUCGUUGCGCUCGCGAGAUCGUCGGAGGGGAGGCGCGUUUUUUGUCUUUGGAUUAUGGCAGCAGCUCUCCGAUUCGCGGGGAUAUCUCCCUGUGUAGGGUUUCGAAGGGAUCCGUCGACUUCUCUCGCUCUCUCGUCGAGCUUUUCAAGUAAGCUCUGGGUCGAGUUGUCUCCGAGGUCGAUAGGUACAAAGAGGGCGCGUGGUUACCCGAGGAAUAGGAGUUUGAGGGUGAGCUGCGAGAGGGGAGUUUCUGCUUUCUUCGAGGAGGACGAGGCGGAGAGGCAGGGUGCGGACGGAGAUGCCCCGCAGCUGAGCAUCGUGAUGAAGUUUGGUGGGUCGUCGGUGGCGUCGGCUGAGAGGAUGAAAAAGGUUGCUGACCUUAUUCUUAGCUUUCCAGAGGAACGGCCGGUGAUUGUGCUCUCCGCCAUGGGAAAGACGACAAACAAUCUUUUGCUGGCCGGCGAAAAAGCAGUUUGCUGUGGUGUUUCAAAUGUAUCAGAGCUUCAUGAGUUAAGCUUUAUUAAGGAUCUGCAUCUUAAGACAGUCGAUGAGCUUGGGCUUGAUAAAUCUAUCGUCUCUGGUUUGUUGGAUGAGCUAGAGCAACUUCUUAAAGGCAUUGCAAUGAUGAAAGAGCUGACACUUCGUACAAGGGACUAUCUUGUUUCAUUUGGAGAAUGCCUGUCUACAAGAGUCUUUGCAGCAUAUCUAAAUAAAAUUGGUGUAAAGGCACGACAGUAUGAUGCAUUUGAUAUUGGUUUCAUAACAACAGAUGACUUUACAAAUGCGGAUAUCUUGGAAGCAACUUAUCCUGCCAUUGCUAAGAGGUUACACGGUGACUGGAUUAAUAAUCCAGCAAUCCCUAUUGUUACUGGCUUUCUUGGGAAGGGUUGGAAAUCCUGUGCGGUCACUACACUAGGCAGGGGUGGAAGUGAUUUGACUGCAACAACUAUUGGUAAAGCUUUGGGAUUGCGAGAAAUCCAGGUCUGGAAGGAUGUUGAUGGCGUUCUGACAUGCGACCCUAAUAUAUAUCCCAGUGCAAGGCCCGUACCACAUUUGACAUUUGAAGAGGCAGCUGAGCUUGCCUAUUUUGGUGCACAGGUUUUGCAUCCACUAUCAAUGAGACCUGCUCGAGAAGGUGAUAUACCAGUGAGGGUCAAGAAUUCCUACAACCCUCAAGCUCCUGGUACUGUCAUCACUAAGGAAAGAGAUAUGAGCAAGGCUGUGCUAACCAGCAUUGUUUUGAAAUCAAAUAUUACCAUGUUGGAUAUAGUGAGCACUCGAAUGCUUGGUCAGUAUGGCUUCUUAGCAAAGGUUUUUGCUAUAUUUGAAGAUUUGGGUAUAUCUGUUGACUGUGUUGCGACAAGUGAAGUCAGUAUCUCUUUGACAUUGGAUCCAUCAAAACUUUGGAGUCGAGAAUUAAUUCAGCAGGAGCUUGAUCAUGUGGUCGAAGAGCUUGAGAAAAUUGCAGUCGUUCAUCUCCUUCAGCAUAGAUCAAUAAUCUCUCUCGUUGGGAAUGUACAGCGGUCUUCCUUGAUACUAGAAAAGGCAUUCAAUGUUCUUCGGAAGAACGGAGUGAAUGUCCAGAUGAUCUCUCAGGGAGCAUCUAAGGUAAACAUUUCCUUGAUAGUCAAUGAUGAUGAGGCAAAGCAGUGUGUCAAGGCUCUGCAUUCAGCGUUCUUUGAGAAUGGUUUCCUUUCAGAAGUCGGAGAAGCAGAAUUUUCGGGUAACGGCACCACAAUUCCCUCCAACGUCUCUGUGAUGUAAUCACAAUCAAUUCGCAUCAGGUGACAACAACCAAUGCCUUAUCUCCCUUCAAAGGGUUGGUUGAUUUGCUUAGGUUAAUCUAUUUGAUUCUUUCCCACAAGCUGUGGGUUGCAACGCCACGCCUUUGUUGAAUAGACCUUUUUUCUUGGUUGUAAGCCAUGCCACAAGAUGCAGCUGUAGGUACGCCAAAUUGCAAUUUUGUUCAUUGGAAUCAAACCCGAUUCUGAUUAUAUGCUUUUCGAGAUUUAUUUA
Musa acuminata AAA Group (dessert banana) is the source of this 2185-nucleotide messenger RNA. RefSeq names its product aspartokinase 2, chloroplastic. Bases 224 to 1933 code for a protein of 569 amino acids. The record is from RefSeq and is a predicted model, not a curated record. NCBI's taxonomy places the organism in Eukaryota, Viridiplantae, Streptophyta, Magnoliopsida, Zingiberales, Musaceae. Gene Ontology annotation, biological process: L-homoserine biosynthetic process. Gene Ontology annotation, cellular component: chloroplast stroma; cytosol. The transcript is spliced from 14 exons. Gene Ontology annotation, molecular function: aspartate kinase activity.